Mercurialis annua (annual mercury) is the source of this 962-nucleotide messenger RNA. RefSeq names its product vacuolar iron transporter 1. The record is from RefSeq and is a predicted model, not a curated record. Lineage: Eukaryota; Viridiplantae; Streptophyta; Magnoliopsida; Malpighiales; Euphorbiaceae. The transcript is spliced from 4 exons. Gene Ontology annotation, biological process: intracellular manganese ion homeostasis. Bases 68 to 829 code for a protein of 253 amino acids. Gene Ontology annotation, molecular function: iron ion transmembrane transporter activity; manganese ion transmembrane transporter activity. Gene Ontology annotation, cellular component: vacuolar membrane.
AACUCUUUACAAAAUUCAGUUGCAUAAAUUAACAUAGUAAUAGAGACAAUUCUAAUAACUAAAGAAAAUGGCUGCUAGUGGUAACGGUGACGCCUCUUCAAUCCAAGUUAACCUAGAACCUGAGAAACAAUCUCUCCUCAAUCAGCACAAGGAACGCCACUUCACCGCCGGCGAAAUUGUCCGCGACAUCAUCAUCGGAGUAUCUGAUGGCCUCACCGUUCCCUUCGCUCUCGCCGCCGGUUUAUCAGGCGCCAAUGCCACCUCCGCGAUCAUUCUCACCGCCGGAGUAGCUGAAGUCGCCGCCGGUGCUAUUUCCAUGGGACUCGGAGGGUAUUUAGCUGCUAAAAGUGAAGCGGAUCAUUACGCGAGAGAAUUAAAGAGAGAAGAAGAAGAGAUUGUGGCGGUUCCUGAAACAGAAGCUGCUGAGGUUGCAGAAGUAUUAGCACAGUAUGGAAUAGAACCGCAUGAAUAUGCACCGGUUGUUAAUGCUCUUCGGAAAAAUCCUCAGGCUUGGCUUGAUUUCAUGAUGAAGUUUGAACUGGGAUUGGAGAAACCAGACCCCAGAAGAGCACUGCAUAGCGCCCUAACUAUUGCGAUUUCGUACAUUUUGGGAGGCAUAGUACCGCUCGUUCCAUACAUGUUCAUUCCGAGAGCUCAAGAGGCUGUGGUUGCAUCUGUCAUUUUAACCUUAAUAGCAUUGCUCAUUUUUGGGUAUGCUAAGGGAUACUUUACAGGUAGUAAACCCUUCAGGAGUGCAUUGCAAACUUGCUUUAUUGGAGCCAUUGCAUCGGCUGCUGCGUUUGGUAUGGCUAAGCUCAUCCAAGCAUAGUCUUCCUAGUUACUAUUAAGUAAGUACACAUGGUUUUUUGCUCAAGUUUAGAUGCCAAUGAUGUUCAGAUGUUAGAAAAAUUGCACUGGUUUUGAACAUUUUAAUUUGAUCGUAAAUUGACUGUUUUUUUUCA